Molecule: messenger RNA, 2091 nt
Organism: Bolinopsis microptera
Lineage: Eukaryota; Metazoa; Ctenophora; Tentaculata; Lobata; Bolinopsidae
Product: TGF-beta-activated kinase 1 and MAP3K7-binding protein 1-like
Exons: 14
Coding region: 87-1901 (604 amino acids)
Biological process (GO): protein dephosphorylation
Molecular function (GO): protein serine/threonine phosphatase activity
Source: RefSeq, a predicted model, not a curated record
AGAUGACAAGUCAGACCAAAGUUGGUAUACACACUUAGUUGCGCUGCUACAUAUUUUGGUUGUCUGAUGUAAUAUUCUAACGCAAUAUGAGUACACGAAAGACGCUCAAAAGCAGACACACCCAAGUGGACAGAGUAACAAGUCCAACAUGCCAGACCACCAACACCCAAACAGACCAGGUGGACAGUUCAGACUGUGAAAUAACACAGAUCAUUCCCGACAAACCAAACAGACUGCAACUGAAGUUCACCCAGCAGACUCAGACUGAUUUAAGUGACAGUGAAGAUGACUUGACUGACAGGAGUUUGUCUGAGUGUCUUCAGAGACGGUGUUCAACAUUGUUGUUUUCACAGAAAACUCAGACUUCUAAUGACCGGAUUAGUUCAGAAGAAGAGCCCGCUCAUCAUUCGUACGAAAAUGUAGAUCCUCUUGAGCUCUUAAAGACGUGUUUGCUUAGUGGAACAAGUAAUCAAGUUAACCAGACAUACAAAACAAACAGCAAGAGUCAUGGUUAUGAGGAUACGUUCUUUAGAUACAGCUUAGGAAAUGACUACUUCUACGCGGUGCUGGACGGACAUGACGGUUCUGAGGUGGCCCACUUCUCACGUGAUACUCUUGUUAAAGAGUUCUGUCGGAGCAUUAUGUUAGGAAAACAGAACAUAGCAGAAGUACUGGAGCACUGUAUAAGUAAUGUAGACAAGCAUCUGCACGAACGUAUAAUGCCACUUUUGGAGGAGCGGGCUGAUAUCAAAGUUAAAAUUGCAGGAACAAAUAACUCGUACGAAGCAUACCAAGCUUACCCUGACGAGAUUCAUCGGCUCGGGGAAAUAGAGGACCAAAUAAAGGGCGGAACAACGGUUGCAGUAGCAGUUAUACAUGAGAACACGCUGUAUGUAGCUAACGUUGGAGACUCUCGUGUAAUCCUCUGUACCUACGUUCCUGGAACUGAUUCUAAUGUUGAGUUUAAGAUUGAUCAGCUGACAGAAGACCACACGACAGCUAACGAUAACGAACUAGACCGUCUCUCCCAGCUGGGACUCAACAGACAGCAGAUACAAACCAAGCGUCGUGUGGGUUCCAUGGAGACCACACGGUCUAUCGGAGAUUUUGCUGUUAAAUGGGGCUACAAGGACUUCGAUAUUUUGAGUGGAGCAACAGGUCCGCCAGUCAUCUCCAAACCUCAUGUUACAACUGGUCUUCAAAUUGACAAAUCCUUCUAUUUUCUCUUCCUUAUGAGUGACGGUGUGUACCAUGCGGUUGAAGAAAUGUCAGAUUGUUCUCCCGAAGUGAAGAAUCUCUCGCCGGACCCUAACAUUAGGAUAGCCUAUCUUCUACAUGACGAACUGAAGCAGCACAGAGAUUGCCAGAAAGCUGCUGACAAUGUUCUGGAAUACAUUUGCAAGAGUCACUUCGACUCGUACAGUUUUGGAUGUAAUAACUGCUGUCGAAGGGACGAUAUGACGCUCACAGUACGGCUAUUCAAUAACCCUAAUAAGCUGUAUGGUCACAAACGCAACCACUCUGGAACGAUAUUCCGAUCCUCAUUCUCGUUCUGCUCAACAUCUUCUGGAGACACAACCACUCCUCAACCUCGAACUAACGACCUCGUUGAUAUGAUCAGCUCUGUCCAAUCUACUGGAUCAUCUGGGAAAUUCUCUAUGCCACCACUAACUCUAACCCACACUGGAUCCCCCCUCUCCCUCUCCUCUCCCUUACCUCCACAUUCCCCCGCUCCUGUAUCUCCCUCUCAAGUACACUUCCGCCCGGACGACUCUGCUGACGAGCCGUACAUCAAAUUAGGAGACGACUUCCCGGACGAUGUAGUGAUGAAGUGGAUUAUUGAAGAGUUGGGACUACCUGAAAAUAUAACUGAGUUGCUAGAUAAACAGGCUGCUGUGUGAAGGGUUAUGUCACCUUUUUCUCAAAAUGACCGCGUGCUAUAUUUCACUCCGUGAAAGAUUUACAAGAUUUAUCAGAUUUGAUAUGAUGAAAUGUUUUUUGUUUGAAAAUUUAUGAAAGUUUGUACAUAUUUCGCAAAUUGAAGUUUUAUCAUCGAAUAUUUGACCCAAUGAUUAUUUUCAAUUUUACUAA